This is a messenger RNA of Impatiens glandulifera, 4656 nucleotides long. RefSeq names its product paired amphipathic helix protein Sin3-like 2. Bases 204 to 4232 code for a protein of 1342 amino acids. Gene Ontology annotation, biological process: negative regulation of transcription by RNA polymerase II. NCBI's taxonomy places the organism in Eukaryota, Viridiplantae, Streptophyta, Magnoliopsida, Ericales, Balsaminaceae. The record is from RefSeq and is a predicted model, not a curated record. Gene Ontology annotation, cellular component: chromatin; histone deacetylase complex. The transcript is spliced from 24 exons. Gene Ontology annotation, molecular function: transcription corepressor activity.
CUCUCUAUACAUGUAUUGGUUUUUCCCUUCAAAACUUGAAUGUAUCUUCUGAAUAUUAGAUAUAGAGAGAAACCCUCUUUCUUUUCUGUAGUCGAGAUCGAUACAAUUGAAUUUUGAAACUAGGUUGUUAGAUCUACUCUUAGGUUAUCUGGGUUCCUUCCAUUUUGAAGAGUUUUCCUUUCAUCUCUAUACAAAAUCUGGAAAUGAAACGAUUGCGAGACGACCUUAAUGUCAACUCGCAAUUUAGGCGGCCGUUAGCUUCUUCUCGUGGAGAAUCCUAUGGACAGUCUCAGGCUCCUGGAGUUGGUAGCGGCGGAGGAGCAGGAAGCGUAGUAGAUGGAGAUGGUGGAGGAGCUGGUGGAGGAGUUGCACAGAAGCUGACAACAAAUGAUGCUUUAACUUAUCUGAAAGAAGUUAAAGAAAUGUUUCAGAAUCAAAGAGAAAAAUAUGACAUGUUUCUUGAUGUCAUGAAAGAUUUCAAGGCUCAAAGAAUUGACACUACUGGUGUCAUAGCAAGGGUGAAAGAGUUGUUUAAGGGGCACAACAAUCUAAUCUUUGGGUUCAAUACUUUUCUACCUAAAGGCUAUGAGAUUACUGAUAUUGAAGAGGAAGAGGAAGAGAACCCUCCCAAGAGAACUGUCGAGUUUGAAGAAGCGAUAGGUUUCGUGAACAAGAUUAAGAAACGAUUCCAAAACGAUGAGCAUGUAUAUAAAUCAUUUCUGGACAUCUUGAAUAUGUAUAGGAAGGAACACAAAGGCAUCACUGAUGUCUAUCAAGAGGUUUCAUCCCUAUUUGCAGAUCAAUCGGAUUUGCUUGAUGAGUUCACUAGAUUUUUACCCGAAACUUCAGCAACCCAUGUUUCUUUUGGACGACCUUCUCUUCAUCGUUAUGAUGAACGUAGCUCUGUAAUUACUGCGCCACGCCAGACUCCAAUUGAUAAGCAACGUCGAAAGGAUAGAAUUAUUAAUUCUCAUGAGCGAGACCAAAGUGUUGAACGCAAUGAUUAUCAUGAUGAUAAAACGAUAAUAAAAAAUCAAAAGGAUCCAAAGAAGCGAGCUGAAAAGGAGAGCAAGGAGAGAAGGAAUCACGAUCAGGAUUACAAGGAAACUGAGCACAACAGUAAUAGGGACUUCAUUAUGCAACGAAAUGAUAAACCAAAAAAAAAUCCGAAGUUUGAAGACGUCGGUACAAGUUCUGUCAUGGCCUCUUAUGAUGAUAAAAAUGCCUUAAGAAGCAUGUAUAAGGAAGAGUUCAUUUUCUGUGACAAAGUGAAGGAAAGGUUGGGUAGUUCAGAUGAUUACCAAGCUUUCUUGAAGUGUCUUCAUAUUUAUAGCACGGAAAUAAUUACUAGAAAGGAACUGCAAAGUUUGGUGUCAGAUUUACUUGGAAAAUAUCCAGACCUCAUGGAUGGGUUCAAUGAAUUUUUGCAACGCUGUGAAAAUAUAGAUGGAUUUCUUUCAGAUGUUAUGAAUAAAACAGAAUCAUUGUGGAAUGAUGGAAAUUCAGCCAAGCCAGUUAAGAUAGAGGACAAGGAAAAGGAGCAGAAGCGUGAAUUAAUGGAGCAAAAGGAGAAAGAGAGACACAAGGAGAAGUAUUUGGGAAAGUCUAUACAAGAACUUGACCUCACUAACUGUCAACGCUGUACUCCCAGCUACAGGCUUCUACCGGAUGAUUAUCCUAUACCUAUAACAAGCCAUAGAACAGAACUUGGCGCACAAGUGUUAAAUGACCAUUGGGUCUCUGUAACUUCAGGGAGUGAAGAUUACUCAUUUAAGCACAUGCGCAGGAAUCAGUAUGAAGAGAGCCUAUUCAGAUGUGAGGAUGACAGAUUUGAGCUGGAUAUGUUGCUGGAAUUAGUGAGCUCAACUUCUAAGCGAGCUGAAGAACUAUUGAAUGGCCUUACUGACAAUAGUAUCAGCUUAGAGAUCCCAAUGCGUGUUGAAGAAUAUUUUACAGUUCUCAAUUUAAGGUGCAUUGAACGCAUUUAUGGUGAACAUGGUUUGGAUGUCUUGGAGAUUUUAAAGAAGAAGCCUUCUGUUUCAUUGCCUGUUAUAUUAACCCGUCUAAAGCAGAAGCAAGAGGAGUGGACGAAUUUUCGCGGUGAUUCCAACAGGGUUUGGGCUGAAAUAUAUUCAAAGAACCACUAUAAAUCGCUUGACCAUCGUAGCUUCUACUUCAAGCAGCAGGAUUCAAAGGACUUGAGCCCAAAAACGUUGGUAGCUGAAAUCAAAGAAAUUAAAGAGAAAACACAAAAUGUUGAUGAUGUGGCUCUAACUAUUUCUGCGGGAAGUAGAUAUCUUAUCAACCCGAAUCUUGAAUAUGAAUAUGCUGAUGCUGACAUUCAUGAGGACUUGUAUAAACUGGUAAACUUUUCCUGUGAAGAAGUUUGUUCAACAAAAGAGCAGUUGAGUAAAGUUAUGAAACUUUGGACCACCUUCUUGGAGACAAUGUUGGGUGUCAAGUCACGGUCAAAUGUAAUGGAAGGUGCUGAAGAUGGUGCUAUGGAAAUGCAUCAUGCUGUUAUAGCUAGUACACCUGUUGUAGAAGCUUCAUUGCUGAACUCUAAGCGAAUAAAGCCUGUCAACAAUGAAUCGGAAAGUAAAUUUCCAUUACCAGCAACUCCUUGCAAAACAAAUACAGAAAAUGGGGAUGCCCCGAACAGACAAGAGGGUUAUGUCCAAAAAGAGCAGAAUAUUGCCACUAUAUCGGAUAAAUUGGCAGAUCUUGUCGUUACAGCAGGUUUGAGUGAGCGUUUGACCAAUUCAAAUAUCUCAUUAGCUGUUGGAGCUGACAAAAAUUGUGACGUAAUUAGUUCUGAUAUGGUGCCAGGAGGAGCACCUUGUUUACACAAUGAAGCUAUUGUCGAGGACAAACCAGAAGGAAAAUCAGAUGUUAAUGAGGUUGUCAUUCAAGUUAGAGCAGUUACAUUGGAGAAUGUAGAGUGCAAAAAUGUGAACAGAUAUGAGAAGGAUUCUACUGAGAAAGAAGAGGGGGAGCUAUCACCCAAUGGCGACUUUGAGGAGGAUAACUUUGUUUAUGGAGAAUGUCGUCUACAAGAAACAUUGUCAAAGAAUAAGAAUGCUGAAAAUGGUGAUGCGAUAUUUUGCCAAGAAAAUGAUCUAGACGCGGAUGAUGAGGACAGUGAAAAUGUUUCCGAGGGUGAUGAUGUUUCAGGAAACGAGUCUGCUGCCGAUGAAUGCUCACAUGAAGAAGAGGAAGAAGAUGGGGCUAAGGUUGAGAGUGAAGGUGAGGCCGAGGGAGGAUUAAUGCCUGAUGUACACUUUGGUGGGGUUGAUAGCAUUUCACAACCUAUGAUGGAAAAUCUCUUACGGACUGUAAAGCCAUUGGCGAAGCAUGUUGUCUUAACCAACAAAGAAAUGAAGGAUUCCCGUGUUUUCUUUGGAAACGACUCUUUUUAUGUGCUUUUUAGGCUACAUCAGGUAUUGUAUGAAAGAUUACUAUCUGCAAAGAUGAAUUCAGCAGCUGCUGAAGCUAAGUGGAAGAACUCAAAAAAUAGUAGCUCGCCCGACCUUUAUGGCAGAUUUAUGGGUGCCCUCUAUGGUUUGCUUGAUGGAUCUUCUGAUAAUAGCAAGUUUGAGGAUGAUUGCCGGGCUAUUAUUGGCAAUCAGUCUUAUGUUCUGUUUACCUUGGAUAAAUUGAUUUUUAAGCUGGUGAAGCAGCUGCAAACGGUUGCCACUGAUGAGACAGAUAACAAGCUUCUUCAGUUGCACGAGUAUGAAAAAUCUAAGAUGCGUGGCCGUUAUGUUGAUUCCGUAUAUUUCGAUAAUGUGCAUGUGAUUCUUCAUGAAGAGAAUAUAUACCGGUUUGAAUGUCCCUGUGUUGGAACACGUUUGUCAAUUCAGUUGAUGGACGAUGGAAGUGACAAGUCUGAUGUAGUUGCUGUUUCAGUUGAUCCUAGUUUUUCCAAUUAUUUGCUCAAGGGUUUUCUAUCUUCUUCCAAGAAGGAACCGUCGGGUAUCUAUCUUCAAAGAAAUAAGCGUAAAUCACUAGUCGAUGAAACUUCUGAUGUAUGCACGGCUAUGUUAAGUGUUCAUGUUCUGAAUGGUUUGGAGUGUAAAAUGGCCUGCAACUCUUCAAAGAUUUCCUACGUUCUAGACACAGAAGACUGUUUAUACCAGACUAAAAGAAGAUGUUUGUCAAAAAGUAGGCAGUCGUUUUCCCAGGAUCAGGCGAGAGUAAAACGCUUUCACAAGAUUUUGUCCAUCUCAUAAGCGUAUAUGCUCGAAUGUGCAAAGGCUCGCAUUGAGCUCGUAACUGGGCGAGCUGCUGCUGCCGGAAACGUAAUGGGGGCAGAUGAUGGGGCUACCUGGGGAUACAAUGAAUGAACUCAAUUGGUGUGUAAAUAAUAAUACUCUUUUGUAGAGUAAUGAUUUUUCCAUAGUUUUUCCUAAUGUAGUCUUAUUUAGUAGUGCUCUAGUUGGUUCUACUUAAUAGGAUGUUGGUCAGGUCAAUUGUGGUCAAUACUCUUUUUUUCUUGUUGUUUUUAGUUGGAACUUUUACAGAAUUUAGAGGUUUAUAUAUGUCAUGUACUUGUCAAAUGUUAGAACAAAGCUAAACUGACUGAAAGGCACUUGUAAGGAUUUAUUGGUGGGGGGCAUAACUGUUGUUUUUUAAUAUAAAAUGAAUGGUUUGGAA